This is a messenger RNA of Nothobranchius furzeri (turquoise killifish), 1944 nucleotides long. The record is from RefSeq and is a predicted model, not a curated record. Lineage: Eukaryota; Metazoa; Chordata; Actinopteri; Cyprinodontiformes; Nothobranchiidae.
AAAGUGGAGAGGCAGCAGACGUGUUGCAACAGAUGGCCUCAGCAGCAGCAGCGGUUGCUGCACCGCUGAUCUCUGGGGCGUCGCUGGACUGAGAGGAAGAGGAGGGAGGAAGAGGGAGUGCCGUGAGUCAGAUCUGUAGAAACAUCAGGACUUUUACUUCCUCACAGACAGGAAACAAGUUAGGAGGAAAUGGGAGCAACAGUUGAAUGGAUCUGAGUCUUCCUCCUCCUCCUGUCUGGGAGGAGAGCACCUGCUGACAGGCAGGAGGAGCUGAAGGAGCAGCAGCAGGAGGUCGUUGCUGAGAAGACCUCUGUGAAGCAUCUUGACCAGAACAAGCUGUUUGUGAGGGCCAGGGCUCGGAGACCAUGGAGGCCCGACUCCUCCUGCUCCUGUUUGUCUCAGUGACGCUUGGCCACGCCCAGUUUCCCUCUGGACAGCGGCUGAAGCCCCGCCUACAGAGGGAUCGGCGAAACAUCCGUCCCAACAUCAUCCUGAUCCUGACGGACGACCAGGACGUGGAACUGGGAUCCAUGCAGGCGAUGAACAAGACCCGCCGUAUCAUGGAAGAGGGCGGGACCCUUUUCUCCAACGCCUUCGUGACCACGCCCAUGUGCUGUCCGUCGCGCUCGAGCAUGCUCACCGGGAAGUACGUGCACAACCACAACACCUACACCAACAACGAGAACUGCUCCUCGUUGUCAUGGCAACGACACCACGAGCCACGGACCUUUGGAGUCUACCUCAACAACACCGGAUACAGAACAGCGUUUUUUGGGAAGUACCUGAACGAGUACAACGGCUCGUACGUUCCAGCCGGGUGGAGGGAGUGGCUCGGCCUGGUCAAGAACAGCCGGUUCUACAACUACACGCUGAGCCGGAACGGGGUCCGGGAGAAGCACGGGGCGCAGUACCCGCAGGACUACCUGACCGACCUGAUAACGGCCGAGUCCAUCCAGUACUUCCGCUCCUCAAAGCGGGUCUACCCUCACCGACCAGUUCUGAUGGUUCUGAGCCACGCAGCUCCACACGGGCCAGAAGACUCGGCACCGCAGUUCAGCACCGCCUUUCCCAACGCAUCACAGCACAUUACUCCCAGUUACAACUACGCUCCGAACCUGGAUAAACACUGGAUCAUGCGUUACACCGGCCCCAUGAAGCCGAUCCACAUGGAGUUCACCAACGUUCUCCAGAGGAAGCGUCUGCAGACGCUGCUGUCGGUGGACGACAGCGUGGAGAAGCUGUACAACAUGCUGGUGGAGACGGGCGAGCUGGACAACACCUACAUCAUCUACACGUCUGACCACGGCUACCACAUCGGCCAGUUUGGCCUGGUUAAAGGUAAAUCCAUGCCGUACGAGUUCGACAUCAGAGUCCCGUUUUACAUCAGAGGACCAAACGUGGAGCAAGGCAGCAUUAACCCUCACAUCGUCCUGAACAUCGAUCUAGCUCCGACCAUCCUGGACAUCGCUGGACUGGACACACCUCCAGACAUGGACGGGAAGUCGAUCAUGUCGCUGCUGGAUACAGACAAACCUGCCAACAGGUUCCAGGUGAGCAAGAAGCCGAAGGUGUGGAGAGACUCGUUCCUGGUGGAGAGAGGGAAGUUGCUCCACCAACGAGUCGAAGGGAAGGAAGUCUCUCAGGAGGAGAACUUCCUGCCCAAACACCAGCGAGUGAAGGACCUCUGCCAGAGGGCCGAGUACCAGACACCCUGCCAGCAGACGGGACAGGUACCGAAACCCAGCUGGUUCUGAUUUGCCGCCUCAGCCUGAGGCUUUUAAAACACGAGUGUCGAUCACGUUCUGAUCAGGAUCCAGUUUAUAAAACCAAAACUGGACCUGACACAGCGUCAGUAGAACCGGUCCCAUUCGGGCUGACUUCACUCCAGGUGGGUUCCUGUAUCCGUCAUUCCAACAGCACUGGAGCGGCUCCGUACGGCGGGGG